AUGAGCAACCUCAAAAACGGCCAUAGUACAUUUGAGAACCCCUUCAAUAGCUCUUCAUCACUACCAGAUUAUGAAGAUUCAAAUGAGGGAAAUCAAGAACCAUUAAUAAUGGAAGAAUCUCAACAUAAUUUUUCAUCAUCAAUAACUGGUUUAAGCUCUAAAGGUAAAAUAUUUUACUCAAUUGGUAUGGGCACAAUAUUAUUAGUUAUUUCAUUAACUUUAAUUUUAAUUGAAGGUAUCAGUGCAUUAGUUGGUUAUUUUUUAUUUCCCUUUGGAAUUUAUCUUUUAUUUAUAUUGAGUGGAUUAACUGUUUUUGGAUAUGAGAGUCAAAUUGGUUCAGAAGCUUAUUUUAGAUUGGUUAUAAAAUCGUUGAAGAUUGUUGCAGGAGUACUGGUUGGAUUUAGUUUAAUAUUGUAUUUUUCAACCAGGAGUAAUGGAGACAAAUCUUAG
Lodderomyces jiufengensis is the source of this 450-nucleotide messenger RNA. RefSeq lists its product as uncharacterized. Bases 1 to 450 code for a protein of 149 amino acids. The transcript has a single exon. The record is from RefSeq and is a predicted model, not a curated record. NCBI's taxonomy places the organism in Eukaryota, Fungi, Ascomycota, Pichiomycetes, Serinales, Debaryomycetaceae.